This is a messenger RNA of Dioscorea cayenensis subsp. rotundata (Guinea yam), 966 nucleotides long. RefSeq names its product OPA3-like protein. The coding region runs from base 176 to 688 and encodes 170 amino acids. Gene Ontology annotation, cellular component: mitochondrion. NCBI's taxonomy places the organism in Eukaryota, Viridiplantae, Streptophyta, Magnoliopsida, Dioscoreales, Dioscoreaceae. The record is from RefSeq and is a predicted model, not a curated record. The transcript is spliced from 4 exons. Gene Ontology annotation, biological process: regulation of lipid metabolic process.
UGGUGAAGGAGUGAACCCCAUUCUCUCGUGUAUUCGAUGGUUCUCAGAAGGCGGAGGAUGGCCACUUCGUCUUCCUUGCUCCUCAAGAAAGGAGACUCGUAUUAGAGAGGAUCGAAGGAAGCCGGACUGGUUCUCAGGAUCGCCCUGCAACUUCGUUUACUUGGUAGAGAUCACCAUGAUCCUUCCCUUGGUCAAGCUUGGUUCCUUGGCUUUGAAGACUCUCUGCAAACCCAUCGCCUCUAAGCUCAAGAAAGAGGCCGGAAUCCACCCUAAAUUCCGCCAGUUCAUCGUUAACAUCGCUCAGGCAAAUCAUAGAAUUUCCACUACCAUUCAAAGGCGCAUUUAUGGGCAUGCUACUGAUGUGGCUAUCCGUCCUCUGAAUGAGGAGAAAGCUGUUCAAGCUGCUGCAGAUCUUCUUGGAGAACUAUUUGUCUUCUCGGUUGCUGGAGCUGCUGUAAUCUUCGAAGUGCAAAGAAGUGCUAGAUCAGAAGCUAAAAAAGAGGAAAUACGGAGACAAGAAAUUGAGGCUUUAAAGCAGAAAGAGGAUGAUCUAGCAAGAGAAGUUGAACUACUUAAGCAGAAGCUCAAUGAGAUCGAGCAACUAGCAAGGGGCCAGGGCCUUUCUGGUGUUCUUGGCUUCAGGUCUAGCCAUGCUCCAGAAGGCAGCACGUCAGCGACACCUGCUUAGUUGUUCUAAGUUGCUUUGUUGUGGCUGGCGGCCAUUUUCAUCGACAGAAUGAGCAUAUUGAUGCCUUAUUCUUGUGAAGGCCCUUACCGAGUUUUGCUUUCAUUUUUUUUCACCAUAUUUAAAUGUAAACGCCAGUGAUUGAAGUGAUGUGUUUUACUUCACCAUGCGUCACCCAUGUAUUGUUCUUCUGUAAACCAGUGAGGGGACAUUGAUCUCCACUAACAUUAUUUUUGACACAGCAAAUUUGAAAAAGUCAAUAAGAAAGUCAAUUUUGUGAA